Molecule: messenger RNA, 904 nt
Organism: Hyalella azteca
Lineage: Eukaryota; Metazoa; Arthropoda; Malacostraca; Amphipoda; Hyalellidae
Product: neuropeptide F receptor-like
Exons: 3
Coding region: 257-904 (215 amino acids)
Biological process (GO): G protein-coupled receptor signaling pathway
Cellular component (GO): membrane
Molecular function (GO): G protein-coupled receptor activity
Source: RefSeq, a predicted model, not a curated record
AUUGAACUAUAAUUGUGUAAUUUUUUGUAUCCUGCAGCGGGCUAUCAAUUUCGUCUACCUAUAGCAGAGAACUAUGAUGGAUGCAGUUCUAUCAAUAAUUGUAAAUCGUUCCCUAUAACCUUUUAUUACUCACUUUCUGAGUACUUUUCACUAUCACGAGGAAGCGAUUAUUUUACAUGUUUACCAGUAUAAACUUACUUUGUGACAUUCAGUGGCACUCGUGACUGACGAAAAAAUUGACAUUUUUCCGGGCUACAUGUCGCUGCCGCCGAGCGUGGCCAUGUUUCUGGGAGACAGGCAGGCCAGAGAGAUGAACGCGAGCGACUUGAACCUGUCGCGCAACUUGAGCGUUCUGUGGAACGCGAGCGGUGGCCUGAACUUUGACUUGAUCCUGAAGUUCGAGGGCAAUUUACGGCUCGACGGAGCUCUGCUCGCCGCUCUUCUGCUCGUUUACGGCGCCGUCAUCACCGUGGGUGUGGCAGGCAACUCGCUCGUCGUGCUCGCCGUCAUCAGGAAGCCCGCCAUGAGGACCGCCAGAAAUGUCUUCAUCAUCAACUUGGCCAUCUCAGACCUGGUGCUUUGUCUGGCCACCACUCCACUCACGUUGCUCGAGAUCGUCCCUCAAUACUGGCCGCUCGGGGACACCCCCUUCUUGUGCAAGCUGGUGGGCACUCUGCAGGCCACGUCCAUCUUCGUCUCCACCAUAUCCAUCACGGCUAUUGCACUCGAUCGUUAUCAUGUAAUUAUUCACCCGACACGUCGCGCGCUGGGCACCUCGGGGGCGCUGCUGACCUUACCGGGCAUUUGGGCGUGCGCGCUGUUGCUGGCGAUGCCACAGUUCCUCUUCAGGACGCUGCAACACCACGACAUUGGCUUGCCAGUUCUGAGCAACAUCGUUGCUUAA